AAUAACAAGGAACUGGCUUGACGUUCGUGAUGCUCUCCGUCGUGAAGCGAAUGUUCAGCCUUAACCUGCAUGUCUGUAAGAAACACUGCCACUAAAGAGUAGAGCUGCAGAGCCACGCCCAUCUGACCCAACACUGCCGAGAAGUGAAACCGAAAGUUACUGACCACCCUUACAGAGACAGAAGAUUCGGAGGAGUGGGUUUAACGCGAUGAACUGUAUUGUUUGAAGAUUCAAUUCUUCAUGAUGGAGUUUCAGAAUUCCAGCAGUGGAGAAGAAACCCCUGGUUUAAAAGUCACUUUCACUCUAAUAUCAGCAGGACUGAAAACCGGAGAGCAGUUUCUCCAGUGUUCAGCUGGGUGUCUAUGAAGAGUGACCAGUCCAUGGGAGAACCUUGUCAUUUCAGCAGUGAGGUAGGAGAACCCAGCUGUGUGUCUACGAAGAGUGACCAGUCCAUGGGAGAACCCUGUCAUUUCACAGGAGGGGAAGAGGAACCCAGCUGUGUGUCUAUGAAGAGUGACCAGUCCAUGGGAGAACCUCUUUAUUUUAGAAGCGGGGAAGGAGGACCCAGCUGCGUGUCUAUGAAGAGUGACCAGUCCAUUGGAGAACCUCGGCAUUUCAGAAGAGGGGAAGGAGAACCCAGCUGUGUGUCUAUGAAGAGUGACCAGUCCAUGGGAGAACCUCUUUAUUUUAGAAGCGGGGAAGGAGAACCCAGCUGCGUGUCUGUGAAGAGUGACCAGUCCAUUGGAGAACCUCGGCAUUUCAGAAGAGGGGAAGGAGAACCCAGCUGUGUGUCUAUGAAGAGUGACCAGUCCAUGGGAGAACCUCUUUAUUUUAGAAGAGGGGAAGGAGGACCCAGCUGUGUGUCUAUGAAGAGUGACCAGUCCAUGGGAGAACCUCUUUAUUUUCAGAAGAGGGGAAGGAGAACCCAGCUGUGUGUCUAUGAAGAGUGACCAGUCCAUGGGAGAACCUCUUUAUUUUAGAAGAGGGGAAGGAGAAUCCAGCUGUGUGUCUAUGAAGAGUGACCAGUCCAUGGGAGAACCUCUUUAUUUUAGAAGAGGGGAAGGAGAACCCAGCUGUGUGUCUAUGAAGAGUGACCAGUCCAUUGGAGAACCUCGGCAUUUCAGAAGAGGGGAAGGAGAACCCAGCUGUGUGUCUAUGAAGAGUGACCAGUCCAUUGGAGAACCUCUUUAUUUUAGAAGAGGGGAAGGAGGACCCAGCUGUGUGUCUAUGAAGAGUGACCAGUCCAUGGGAGAACCUCUUUAUUUUAGAAGAGGGGAAGGAGAAUCCAGCUGUGUGUCUAUGAAGAGUGACCAGUCCAUGGGAGAGCCUCAUGAUUUUAGAAGCGGGGAAGGAGGACCCAGCUGUGUGUCUAUGAAGAGUGACCAGUCCAUUGGAGAACCUCUUUAUUUUAGAAGCGGGGAAGGAGAACCCAGCUGUGUGUCUUUGAGGAGUAACCAGACGAUAUCUCUGGCUCCUGAUUUCAGCCGUGGACUUGAGCCGUCUGACCCACACUUGAGGAGAGAUGGUCAUCUCCAGGACCCGUCCAGGUGUGGACUGGGAAACCACCUUCUGGCAGAUCCAGUCUCUAUCAGCUGUAGACACAGUUUCUGCAGGCAGUGCAUCAGCAGCUACUGGGACCAUUUGGCUCAAUCAGAAGACUUUGUCUGUCCUCAGUGCAGAAAGAGAUGUAUGACACGUCCAGUCCUCUGUUCACACAAAGUGACAAUGGAACAGGACUCUUACCAACCUGCACGUGAUGCACUGUACAGGGACUUAGAGAGACACAAAACCAGCAUGAAGAAAAAGUAUGAGUGCUUAUUUGAGGGAAUCAGAACAGAAGAGAAUAAAACUCUCCUGAACAGGAUUUACACUCAGCUCUACAUCAUAGAGGGAGAGAGUGAAGGAGUGAAUGAAGAACAUGAGGUUUUAAGGAUGGAGAAAACAUCCAGGAAACACCUACAAGACACUCCAAUCAACUACUCAGAUAUUUUUAAACCACAAGAAUGUCUUAAAGGAGAAGAAAAACAAGAGAGUAUUACAGCUGAGACAGCUGAAGAUCUCACUCACAAAGUGCUGACAGAAAAAACAGAAGAUGAAGAAUCAAAAGCACCAGAGCUCAGAGCUGUUCUGACUAAAGGCAUUGCUGGAAUUGGAAAAACUGUCUCUGUGCAGAAGUUCAUUCUGGACUGGGCUGAAGGAAAAACCAAUCAGGAUGUAGAGAUCAUGUUUGUGCUUCCGUUCCGGGAGCUGAACCUGAUUAAAGAUGAUCAGCACAGUCUUCAUGGACUUCUGUGUGCCUUCCAUCCUGAGCUCAAAGAUCUGGACCCAGAGAUUUAUGAUCAGAUCAAAGCUGUGUUUAUAUUUGAUGGUCUGGAUGAAAGCAGAAUUCCUCUGGACUUUUCACAUUGCAGCAAAGUGUCUGAUAUAACCAUGACAUCAUCAGUGGGUGUGUUGAUGACAAACCUCAUCAAAGGAGAGCUGCUUCCCUCUGCUCUGAUCUGGAUAACCUCCCGACCAGCAGCAGCCAAUCAGAUCCCUCCUAAAUACAUCAACCGUGUGACAGAGAUUCAGGGAUUCAGUGACCCACAGAAGGAGGAGUACUUCAGGAAGAGGAUCAGUGAUGAAGACCAAGCCCAGAGAAUCAUCUCCCACAUUAAGACAGUGAGGAGCCUCCACAUCAUGUGCCACAUUCCAGUCUUCUGCUGGAUCUCAGCCACUGUUCUUAAGCAAAUCAUGAAACAGCGUCAUACAGAAAUCCCUAAAACUCUGACUGAAAUGUACUCACACUUCCUGAUCACUCAGACCAAAAUGAAGAACGAGAAGUAUGAGGAGAAAGAUGAGAGAGACCAAAAGAACCUGCUGGAGUCCAACAGAACCAUUCUUCUGAAACUGGCUGAACUGGCUUUCAAACAGCUGAUGAAGGGCAAUGUGAUGUUCUAUGAAGAGGACCUGAGAGAGAGCAGCAUUGAUGUCACUGAGGCCUCAGUGUACUCUGGGAUUUUCACUGAGAUCUUUAGGGAGGAAUGUGUGCUUUACCAGAGGAAGGUCUACUGCUUUGUUCAUCUGAGCUUUCAGGAGUUCCUGGCUGCUGUUUAUGUGUUUCACUGCUAUGAGACCAAGAACACGAAGACACUAGAGGUUUUUAAUCCACUGAACAGAGAGUGGUCUGAGGAUUUUUCACUGCAGCACUUUAAACCCCAGUACUCGGGUCAGCCUGUGAGGGUUCCACUAUGGAAAUGUGAACCCCAUUACACAAGUCAGUCUGAGAAGAUUUUUAAUCCACUGAACAGAGAAAGGUCUGAGGAUGUUCUACUGCAGCCGUUUAAAGCCCAGUUCUCAGGUCAGCCUGUGAAGGCUCCAUUGAAGCAAUUUAAACCCCAUUACACAAGUCAGUCUGGGAAGAUUUUUAACCCACUGAACAGAGAGAGGUCUAAGGAUUUUCCAAGGCAGCACUUUAAACCCCAGUACUCAGGUCAGCCUGUGAAGGUUCCACUAUGGAAAUGUGAACCCCAUUACACAAGGCAGUCUGAGAAGAUUUUUAACCCACUGAACAGAGAAAGGUCUGAGGAUGUUCUACUGCAGCCGUUUAAAGCCCAGUUCUUAGAUCAGCCUGUGAAGGCUCCACUGCAGCAAUUUAAACCCCAUUACACAAGUCAGUCUGGGAAGAUUUUUAACCCACUAAACAGAGAGAGGUCUGACAGUGUUACACUGGAGGAGCUGCUAAGUGGAGCUGUGGAUAAAGCUUUAAAAAGUCAGAAUGGACACUUGGAUCUUUUCCUCCGUUUCCUACUGGGCAUCUCACUGGAGUCCAAUCAGAGACUCCUACAGGGUCUACUGACUCAGACGCAGAGCAGCUCUGAGAAAACCAGAGAAUACAUGAAGAAAUUAAUCAAAGGAGAUAAUUAUACACACAAUGCGAUCUCAACUGACAGAUCCAUCACACUUUUUCUCUGUCUGUCUGAAAUGAAAGAUCAGUCUCUCUCCAGAGAGAUUGAUGAAUAUCUUAAAUCAGAGAAAUACUCAGAGAAGAAGCUCACUCCUGGACAGUGUUCAGCACUAGCCUGCAUGCUUCUGAUCUCAGAGGAGGAGCUGGAUGAGCUGGACCUGAAGAAAUACAACACAUCAGAGCAGGGUUAUAUGAGACUGAUCCCAGCCCUGAGUGUCUGCACAAAGGCUCUGUUAGCGGGUUGUAAUAUCACCACAAACUCCUGUCAAGCUCUCUGCUCUGCUCUACAAUCAACACACUCCUCUCUGAAAGAGCUGGACCUCAGUAACAAUUACCUGUAUAAUUCAGGAGUGGGGUUGCUCUCUGCUGGACUGCAGAGUUCACACUGUAAAAUAGAGAUACUCAGACUAGCUAUCUGUAAUUUUACGGAAAAGGCUUGUGAAAAUUUGGCAUCAGCUCUACAAUCAGCAGACUCCUUCCUUAAAGAGCUGGACCUCAGUAACAAUGACCUGCUGGAUUCAGGAGUGGAGCAUUUCUCUGCUGGACUGAAGAAUUCACACUGUAAACUGGAGAUACUCAGAUUGUCUGGUUGUAUGGUUACAGAUGAAGGCUGUUCUUCUCUGGCUUCAGCUCUGAAAUCAGACUCAUCCCAACUCAGAGAACUGGAUCUGACCUAUAAUCACCCAGGAGAGUCUGGAGUGAAGCUGCUCUCUGAUCUACUGGAGGAUCCACACUGCACACUGGAGAAAUUCAGGGUGGAUCAUGGAGGGAAGAGCAGGAUGAAAAGAGGCCUCACAAAAUAUGCUGUUGAUCUCACUCUGGAUCCAGACACAGUGAACAGACGUCUCUGUCCAUCUGAGAGGAACAGAAAGGUGGGGCAUGUGGGAGAAGAUCAGCUGUAUCCAGAUUAUCCAGACAGAUUUGAUGUCUAUCAGCAGGUUCUGAGUGUGGAGAGUCUAACUGGACGCUGUUACUGGGAGGUUGAAUGGAGAGGAAGUGGGGCUGUUAUAUCAGUGUCAUACAGAGGAAUCAGUAGGAAAGGAGGCACAGAGGACUGUGGGUUUGGAUCCAAUAACCAGUCCUGGUGUCUGGAUUGCUUUAAUGAGAGUUACUCCGCCUGGCACAAUAAUGAAGAAAUUGUCAUAUCUGCACCCCCCUCCUGCUCCAACAAAGUAGCAGUAUAUCUGGACUGGGAGGCUGGAACUGUGUCCUUCUACAGCCUCCCACCCAACAAACACUCACUGUCACAGGUACACACACGCCACCUCGUAUUAAAUCAACCUUACAUUGAAACACUGGCCCAUUUACACACUUUCUACUCCACAUUCACUGAGCCUCUGUAUGCUGGUUUUAGGGUUUAUUCUGGCUCCACAGUGCACAUAUGUUAGACAGACACUGAGUUAUUUGUUCUGAGACCUCCCCCUGACUGUGAUUGGUCCCAAUCCACACGUCAUUUGUUCUGAGACCUCCCCCUGGCUGUGAUUGGUCCCAAUCCAGACGUCAUUUGUUCUGAGACCUCCCCCUGACUGUGAUUGGUCCUAAUCCACACCUCAUUUGUUCUGUGGUGUUGCCCAUCACCAGUGACACUGAGAUGUUAGUGUAAUAACUACCUGUAAUACUCACCUGUUGUCAGUUCCCUAGCAGACUGAGCUCAGAGAAAGAGAGACAGGUUAAGGAAUGUGCACACUGUUUUUAAAGUACUUCUACUGGUAACAUAACUUACUGAGACCUUGUGAUGUUGAUUGCUUUUAGAUUAUGUUUGUACCCUUGAUGUAACCUACUCUUCUGGGAUAGCAACAUCCCUGUGGAGUGGAAAGGUUCACCUCAGGUGAUACAGGGGCGGGACUUAUCUUAAAAGAGGUGUGGUGAGCGUUAGUAGGGAAGGUCUAGCUCGAUGGUACUCAGCUCAGGCUGAGAGAGAGCUGCGGGAACAUGUGAGUAGAGCUGACUGUGUUGUUCCACGGCCUCGCGGCCUAAAACUAAAUAUACUUACCUGUACUGCUGUCGAGUCAGGAUGGCACUUCUUUUAACUACCAUUUACUUUCGUUUGUGCCAUUUUUCUUUUGUGUGUUUUCUCACGUGUAAAUAAAAUCAGUCACGUUUUAACUGAACUACCUGGAGUCGUCAUAUCUUUCCACCUGCAAACUCUUCUCUUUUACCAAUCAGUGACAACCUCCCCCGUGACUCUGUGUCUCCUCUUGGCGUUCGGUGAAGCGUCACCACACUCCCCCUCACUGUGAUUGGUCCUAUUCCACACCUCAUUUGUUCUGAGACCUCCUCCUGACUGUCACUGACCUAGUCACCACAUCAUUCAUUGUAAGACCGUCCUCUGACUGUGAUUGGUCCUAAUCACUGCAUCAUUUGUUCUGAGACCUCCUCCUGACUGCCAUUGGCCCUAGUCACCACAUAAUUCAUUGUGAGACUCUGACUGUGAUUGGUCCUAAUCCACACCUCAUUUGUUAUGAGACCUCCCCCUGACUGUGA
Molecule: messenger RNA, 6430 nt
Organism: Colossoma macropomum (tambaqui)
Lineage: Eukaryota; Metazoa; Chordata; Actinopteri; Characiformes; Serrasalmidae
Product: NACHT, LRR and PYD domains-containing protein 14-like
Exons: 9
Coding region: 940-5334 (1464 amino acids)
Molecular function (GO): protein binding
Source: RefSeq, a predicted model, not a curated record